Owenia fusiformis is the source of this 2315-nucleotide messenger RNA. Lineage: Eukaryota; Metazoa; Annelida; Polychaeta; Sabellida; Oweniidae. The record is from the annotation of a GenBank genome assembly.
UUGUUAACAAAUCAACUGUACAUCUUUUAAUACGACACUGUUAAGAACACACAGCGGUCGUUUCUCCGAGAACAAGCCAGCGUCUGCAUCAUAAUACGCAAAGACAGAUACAAUUAAAAUAUUUGACGAUAUUAUUUAAACUCUAGAAAGAUAAGAACAGAGGUCAACAGUAACAAAACGAGGGUCAGAAAAAACAGAUCGUAGUUGAAAUGGCCAUGGAGACAUUAUUUCCAGAGGCGCAGCUUUUUAAAGAUAUAAAAAGUGAAGAUUUCUCUUCAAUUGUUCCCCAGAGUCCAAAGAACAGUAAUAACAACACAGAUGGGGAGGAUAGAGAGAAACAACGAGGAGAGAGAAACAAUGGUAAAGAAAAGACGACAAAACCAGAAAUUGACAUAUCCCCAAUGGAUCUGAGCAAAGAGUCAGGGUCAUCACUCUCUCCAUCUCCACCCAGUUCACCAGACACAAGCAGCAGUGGAGGUCAUCCUGAUAUUACUCCCUCAACCAGGGCCACCUUCCCGACGUCAUCCUCUCUCUCUAGUUAUCCGCCAUCACUUAUUCACCCCGCGCAUAUGACCACGGUAUCAACAGCGAUGAUCCCCCCUGGGAUACUGCAACAUCACCAUCACCAUCACGCGCACUCUCACCCCCACUCAGUCUUCAUCGAUCCUCGUCCAAACACACUCGGCCCAAUAAAAAGAAACUCCCCGGGUCUUACUUGUGUCGUCUGUGGAGACAUUUCAAGCGGGAAGCAUUAUGGGAUACUCGCCUGCAAUGGAUGUAGCGGAUUCUUCAAAAGAAGCGUUCGUAGGAAACUUAUUUACAGGUGCCAAGCGGGUACGGGAAUGUGUAAUGUAGACAAGGCGCACAGGAACCAAUGUCAGGCCUGCAGACUGAAGAAAUGUAUCACUAUGGGGAUGAACAAAGAUGAUGUGAGAGAGGCAAAGAUACUCGGGCCUCUUCACACUUCGCAAGACUGCCCACCUUCAGAUACCUGCGUCCGCGUUCCAACUAUACCACGCAUGCAUUACUACCACCAAAACCAUGCUGUUCAGAACGAACGACAGCCGCGCAACAGUGCGCAAGUGAGACAGGAUCAGUUAGAGGGUGAAAUUGAUCGCCCCCUAUCGGCCAAUUCGUCGACCGUAUCGGCAACUCAUCCUGCAUUUAGUCCUAGCUCUAAUCACAGAUUCAUGGCUAACCUUAUGGCAGCAGAGACAAGCGCAAAAUUGGAACCUGAAGACACUGGCCGAGAACAAGACAGUAUAGAUGUCUCAGGUGUCGAGCAUGAACGCCAACACAACACAGCACAUCACACAAUCUCCAUACCAACCCCCAGCUACCCAGAAACAGUCAUGUAUACCCCUGGACAGGAAACCAUAUAUGAAUGCUCUGCCCGAUUACUCUUCAUGGCGGUAAAGUGGGCAAAGCAUUUACCAUCGUUUGCUAGUCUACCGUUUAGAGAUCAAGUGAUACUUCUCGAAGAAGCGUGGUCUGAGUUGUUCCUAUUAUGUGCUAUCCAGUGGUGUAUGCCCAUGGAAUCAUGUCCCCUGUUCUCAGCCACUGACCACGCCCAGAAUGCACCCAAUGGCAAAACAGCAGCCACAUUGAGUGACGUCAGAGUUCUGCAAGAAAUUAUGAAUAGGUUCAAGGUCAUUCAAGUUGACCCGGCAGAGUUUGCUUGUCUCAAAGCUAUCGUUUUAUUCAAACCUGAUACAAGGGGAUUAAAAGAUCCACAACAAGUGGAGAAUUUACAGGAUCAAGCUCAAGUUAUGCUUGGCCAACAUAUUCGAGCACAGCAUCCAACCCAACCAGUACGAUUUGGACGGUUACUACUCAUUCUGCCAUCUUUAAGAUUUGUUCUACCACCACGUAUGGAGCAUAUUUUCUUUACAAGAACAAUAGGAAACACACCAAUGGAAAAACUAUUAUGUGAUAUGUUCAAAAAUUAGCUAAAGAAUGGACUGCUCUAUAUGGAUUCCCGAACACUCAUGGCGUUCGACUGGCUGUAUAUAUUAUUGUUAUUAUUUAUUUUCAACUCUACUAGUGUAUUAAACAAAAUAUACAAAGAGAAUAAAGGACAAUAGACAUGUUCCCAAGAUGUACAGAUGUGCGUAUGUCAAGACAGAAUUGUAUUUCAAACAUAUUUUUAAAAUUGGUAAUUAUUUGUACAUAUUAAUGUAAAUGGAUAGACCUAUGUAUAGUUUAUAUGUUAAAGUUAUAAGAUGGAAAGUAAUAUUUCGUUUAUCUGUCGAAUUUGCUUUGUAUGAAAUAGUGUACUAUGUCCGAUGUAGUACUAGCCCAUGUGAAGAAAUACA